UCUUUCAUAACAAUCCAGGAAACAGCGUUAAAAUAUUUCCCAGAACCGAAAGUAAUUGGAUCAGUUCCGCGUCUACACUCACCACAGCACAAUCAGCCCUUGAUUCAGUCAAGAACCGCAGCGACUGCCAGCAUGACCGUCAAAGUUCAUAUCGUUUACUGUGGUGGAUGAGGGUACAGGCCCAAGUUCAUCAAACUCAAGACACAGCUUGAGGAUGAAUUCCCAGGCGAACUUGAAAUAACCGGCGAGGGCACACCCUCAACCACAGGCUGGUUUGAGGUGGAGGUAAACAAGACGUUGGUGCACUCAAAAAAGAAUGGAGAUGGAUUUGUUGACUCAAAUUUAAAAUUCAAAACAGUCGUGACUGCCAUCGAGCAGGCCAUGGGGAAAUGAACAUGAACUGAUCAUAGAGCAGUUAUUCUUCUCUGUUUGUUGGACUCCUGGGCAGGGCAACAAUGACGGUGACGUCCAAAGUGUUUUUAGCACGGAUGCUACUCGAUGCUCUCUCCGCUCUACCUGGGAGAAGACACUCAGAGCUAGAAACUACCUAUGAAUACUGCUUCAUAUAAAUGCUUUAACGGGUGAAAAUAAUAAGGGAUAAUAAAAAGGGAAAUGAUAACAUUAGACAGAAUUCGGAAAGAGCAUGUCAAGUUGAGGUACUUUUUUUUUUCCAUUUCUGUUUGCCUCUGUUACAACGCACAACUAUUUUGGCAUUGUUCAAGAUUCUCAUGCAAUUAAAGAUGUUAAUGAUUAA
Puntigrus tetrazona (Sumatra barb) is the source of this 754-nucleotide messenger RNA. RefSeq names its product selenoprotein W, 1 (gene selenow1). The transcript is spliced from 6 exons. Gene Ontology annotation, biological process: response to selenium ion. The record is from RefSeq and is a predicted model, not a curated record. Gene Ontology annotation, cellular component: cytosol. Lineage: Eukaryota; Metazoa; Chordata; Actinopteri; Cypriniformes; Cyprinidae.